AAACGUAGUGGAGCAGCGAGUGGGAGGUUCGAAGGUUCUCUUUUUGCUCCCGUAAAAUCGAAAGGAUCAAUACUUUGAUACUAGCUAAGACCACCAACGGCGCUCUCUUCUCGAGGAUUCCGAGAGUGCGAUUGACGCGAAUACCGGCAGCCAUCGGAGAAAAAAUCUCGUCAAGGAUCCGUUCGUUUGUUCCGUUCUUCUACUUGGAUCAAUCACCUAUCGUAUCCCGCCAUAAUUCACUCCUCUCGCUAUGCCGUACUGUAUUCUACUUCUCUUGAUAGCCGUUGCUACCCAGGCAUCGUUAUAUUUACCACCUACGAUUCAGGAAGAACAUUUCCUGGAGAAAAGACAUCAUCAAAAUACCAUCGAUACGUUGAAUGAUUUUAUCGACGCUGUCAACUCCUACGCCAAAUAUUUUGGCAAUUCUCGAUUGUCCGAUGACUUUGACAAGGCCAAGGAAAUACCGAUAGAUUUACCGGCUGAUUACGAAACCGUUGAUACGUUCAACCCCAAUCCAAGUAUUCGCGAUCAAGAAUACCUGCAACACAGUACUUUGUGGAGUCAUCAGCAUGCGAAUGAUUAUUACAGGGGUAACGAUAGACAUAGGAUACAGGCUGCUAGUUUAAAAAGUGGAAAAGAUGAGAAAACUGAAAAUGCAUUACCUGCUUAUUGCACACCACCGAAUCCUUGCCCAAUAGGAUAUACCAGUGAAAACAACUGUCUUGUCGAUUUUGAGAACACGGCGGCGUUUAGUCGUCAUUAUCAAAGCAUACAGGAUUGCAUGUGCGAUACCGAGCACAUGGCAGAUUGUUCGUCUAAUUCUAUUAGCAAUAGUGGACUUCCUGGUAUGCGUAUUUCAAAUUCCGAUUUUGAUCAGAUCGUCGAAUUUCAGGAAGAGAACCCGUUCUUCCAAGGAGAAAAAUUACCGAUAGCUGCGAAAAAAGGUACAAAUGUGGUUUACUAAAAAGGCAAAGAUAUAGAAAUGUUAUCUAUCGAGUAUUUACAAUCAAGUCACGUUGAAUACUAUGCACUAUGCUCGAUGGAAAAAUAUUAUAUGUGUGUUAAAUAAAAGGAUUCUAAUACAUGCUUAUGUCAUAGAUAUAUACACAUACAUACGUGUGUAUGUAUGUGUAUAUAUGUAUAUAGAGAGAGAGAGAGAGAGAGAGAGAGAGAAAGUUACAUACACAUAAAAAUUUGUUCUACAUAAAUUAUUUAAGAUUUUUUGAAUAUAUUAUACAUUAAAAUAAUCGUCGUCGCAGCAAAAAAUGCUAUUAUUAAAAGGAACCAUUUAGUUUAUGGAUGUAAACAAAUGUAAUACAUAUAUAUAUACAUACAGACACACACGCGCGCUCACGAAGCAGACAGACGGACACAGACACACGCACAAAUUAUACGUAUCUUAACAUUUAUCGUUCAAUUUUAUCCGAAAAUCCAUGAAAAAAAUGAAUUUGAUACAAUUACGUACAAGAUAUCUCACAUUUCGUUUCAUUGCAUUGUUUAACAUUUGCUACCGAUAAGAUUCAAUAAUUAAUCAUUAUUUAUUAUAUAUAUGAUGUAUAAAGGGCAUCGGGUCGCGAGGGAUUGCACCUUAUUAAGUACAUCUCUAUAUUCGAAAUGUAAUAUCUCUAGCAAAGUUACCGUAUAACAAUUGAUAAAUUAGGAGAAAUAUUAUUUUAUAAAGAUAUAACGCGAGCGUAGAAAAUGACGAUACCGUUUUACUGCUUUCUGAAACUUUUCAAUAUCGGAUAAAUGUUAUUUAAUGCGUCCUGUAAUUCGGACCGUUUCUUUGCACCUGCAACAUAAGGUAAUCUUAAUAUUUACAUCUACGGACAACUUAAUGGGAGGAUAAUCCCUUGAAUCGCGUACACACGCAAACUAUUAUUAUAUCGAUUUAACAUUAUUCGAUCUUACCAGUUAAUACAAUCUUUCCAUUUACAAA
This is a messenger RNA of Vespula pensylvanica (western yellowjacket), 1939 nucleotides long. RefSeq lists its product as uncharacterized. Gene Ontology annotation, molecular function: enzyme regulator activity. Gene Ontology annotation, biological process: neuropeptide signaling pathway; regulation of hormone secretion. Lineage: Eukaryota; Metazoa; Arthropoda; Insecta; Hymenoptera; Vespidae. The coding region runs from base 251 to 964 and encodes 237 amino acids. The transcript has 6 exons. The record is from RefSeq and is a predicted model, not a curated record. Gene Ontology annotation, cellular component: secretory granule.